AUGAACGAAACCUUGAAGGCUGAGCGUGAGAUCGAAGGACAGGGCCUCGGGCUUUUCCUUACUACACCCGCCAACCGAAAGCGACUGGUUAUCCUCAUCAUACACGCAGUGUUUGGCCAAUGGUCUGGCAACGGCCUCCGCGAGCAGGCUAUGCUGAACGGAGCCACAAGCACUGUCAAUUAUGCAACCGCUCUCUUCGCCGCUGUCUUAUCCACCAAGGUUGGCCGUCGAUCUAUGUUCGUUGGAGGUGGCAUCGCAAUGUUUCUCUCCUUCUCAGCACUCACUGCGAGUAUCGCGAUAUGCAACGAGACCGGCUCAAAGGCAGCAAGCAAAUCCACACUGGCGUUCAUCUUUAUCUACUACACUUCAUUCAACAUCUGCCUCAACCCGCUUUUAUUCUUUUAUCUCACCGAGAUUCUGCCCUCCAGGCUUCGAGCUAUGGGACUGAGUAUCCUGGUCUUCUCCACCAAAGCAGCUUCGUUCUUCGACCAAUUCGUCAACCCUGUUGGUAUGAAUUCUCUGGGUUGGAAGUACUAUCUUGUUUAUGUUGGCUGGCUGUUAGUCGAGACUGCUGUCUUCUGGUGGCUUUACCCGGAGGGAAAGGCUACACCCCUGAAAUGA
Messenger RNA from Fusarium verticillioides 7600, 621 nucleotides. RefSeq lists its product as hypothetical. Lineage: Eukaryota; Fungi; Ascomycota; Sordariomycetes; Hypocreales; Nectriaceae. Gene Ontology annotation, molecular function: carbohydrate:proton symporter activity. The record is from RefSeq and is a predicted model, not a curated record. Gene Ontology annotation, cellular component: membrane. Bases 1 to 621 code for a protein of 206 amino acids. Gene Ontology annotation, biological process: carbohydrate transport; transmembrane transport. The transcript is spliced from 2 exons.